CCCAUGUCGGUUUCUGAAGACGCCUUAGAAGAACGCUUUCGAGCUCGUGCAGCCAUGGGACGUGGUGGUCUCGAGACUGUACCAAUCAGCAGCGUCGCACAGCAGACUCGCGGCAACAUCCCAAACACACCGCUCGCCUCCUCCUUCAUUGCAUUUCUGCUCGGAAUCACCUUUGCUCUUGGAGCUACUCUUGUCGCGAUAAAUGGAGUUCCUCAGUCUGAUGUUCUGACCAGGCAACUGGGAUUCUUCGCUGCCAGCUGGGCACUUUUCCAUUGGCUGGAAUUCGGUGUUACCGCUGGAUGGAACCGUGAAAAGUGCAGUGUGGACUCGUAUCUUCUCGACAAUGGGGCAAUGUACCACAUUUCGAACGGAAUCGCCGUAUUAGAGUACGUUUUGACGGCUGCCUGGAACCCUUCCCUCAAAGCGUAUCCCUACGUCACUGAGAUCGGAAUGGUCUGGGUCGUUUUUGGACAAGUCCUCCGCUCGCUCGCCAUGAUCCAUGCCGCCACAAACUUCUCUCACACCGUCGCGUUUCAAAAGCGCUCCAACCAUAAAUUAGUGAGCGAUGGCGUUUAUGCCUGGUUCCGCCACCCCUCGUACGCUGGGUUCUGGUAUUGGGCGGUGGGGACCCAGUUGGUCCUUCAAAACCCAUUCAGCACCGUCUUCUUUGCUGUGGUUUUGUGGAGGUUCUUUUACUUGCGAACGCGAUCGGAAGAGGCAGCCUUGAUUCGCUUCUUCGGGGAUGAAUAUGUGCAAUACCGUGCUCGGGUCAAAGUGUGGAUACCGUUUAUACCCUAAUCUUAAAGGUAGGAUCUUAAUGUGAAUCGGUUUUGGAU
Coprinopsis cinerea okayama7#130 is the source of this 836-nucleotide messenger RNA. RefSeq names its product prenyl cysteine carboxyl methyltransferase Ste14. Gene Ontology annotation, biological process: C-terminal protein methylation. The transcript has 5 exons. The coding region runs from base 4 to 798 and encodes 264 amino acids. Gene Ontology annotation, molecular function: protein C-terminal S-isoprenylcysteine carboxyl O-methyltransferase activity. NCBI's taxonomy places the organism in Eukaryota, Fungi, Basidiomycota, Agaricomycetes, Agaricales, Psathyrellaceae. Gene Ontology annotation, cellular component: endoplasmic reticulum; membrane. The record is from RefSeq and is a predicted model, not a curated record.